AUUCCUUUGUUUUCUAUUAAACUUUGCAACGUUGCAAGUCACGAUUUCCGGCGUUCGAGAACAAUGGAAGGGCGUAAAGGAAAUCAUGGUUGUCCAGGUCGACCUCGUGCCCGUACAUUUUCCAUGCGCCACUACUGACUCCCCCCUCCUUGAGCUGGUUCUCUUUCACGACCACUCCCUUCAGGUUUCUAGCUUCUCUUACCCGCUCUUUCGUCGUCGGGUUUAGCCUAUCUAUCGUCAUUCUCUGCCUCUAGCUGGCUCGUCAUCACUCGGACGCAGGUUCGUUGGCAGAAGCCUUUGCAAGCAAAGCAGCAGUAUCCAAGUCAUGAAGACUUCCCCGACUUCCGCUUUCCUUUUUGUCGCUCUCAAUAUUGUGCGCGCAUUAAGCAUCGUUGCACUUCUUCUUGUGUUUUCCAGCAGUAUCGUCGUCCUGGUUGACGACAUUGAAGCUGUCAAUCAGUUCGUGAAUGGUUCAACGAAUACAACCUCGUUUGACUCUGGUAAUGUCGACUAUAUUCCGAGUAGCACCGUGCCGAAUCAAUCUGCAGGAGUGUUCUGGGCGGUGCUCAACAGGCUCUUAAUUAUUGCACAAACUGUUAUACUCGUUCUGUCUGAGAUCGGAUGGCCUGCCGCGUUCUUCGAUCGCUUCUUCCCAGUUCUUGGGAGAGAAUUUGGAGUCGGUGCCCUUGGUGUGAUGCAGUGUCUAAUUGGUGCAUCAGUGCUCUCCCACUAUGUUAGAAUGUUCCCUCUGGUCACUGCCUUCUUCCUGUUCUCUGUCGGCUGUCUUAACAUUCUCGUCGGACUCAUGUUCCGUGAAAAGGUGAAGGAUAAGCGAAACAUCCUGGGCUGGCGCGAGCGUCGCAAGGAUGUUCUUCCAACGGUUGCGCCGGGAGGACUCACGAGUCGUGAUCGAGAGGAUAAAGGCACCGUAUGUACGUCGCCGGUUCCAUCACAUUCCGCCUCUAGCAGGCCUGGGAUGGGGUUCGGGCGGCAAGCUGAGAAGGCAGCGGAAAUGAAAGGGUUUCUACUUACUAAACCAGUUGCAUCCCUACCUAAACGUCAGGGAGGUGACCAAAACGGCGUGCUACCCCCAGGCCUCGUGCAACCCUGGGUUACCACGGAUUCACCGAGUGGCUCAGCUGUAUCAAUGCCAGCGCCAUUGCCCGUCUGAUGGUGUACCGGAUACACUCUCUUUGUACUAUCACCGGCCUUCUCACAGUUUUCUUGAGGAUUUACUCACAUUCCCUAUCUGGAUAUAUACUUGUCUAUGUAUCAGUCAUCGUGCUGUUGUAUCUGGAACGACUGCCAGUCUUUGGUGGUGCACAGUGCUCUCUCAGGCUUUGGCCGUUCUUCGCUCAUACUCACGUUCUUUCCCCUUACGCAAAAUGAUGAUCGAGAU
Molecule: messenger RNA, 1399 nt
Organism: Pisolithus orientalis
Lineage: Eukaryota; Fungi; Basidiomycota; Agaricomycetes; Boletales; Pisolithaceae
Exons: 8
Coding region: 326-1171 (281 amino acids)
Source: RefSeq, a predicted model, not a curated record